Erythranthe guttata (spotted monkey flower) is the source of this 369-nucleotide messenger RNA. RefSeq lists its product as hypothetical. The record is from RefSeq and is a predicted model, not a curated record. Gene Ontology annotation, molecular function: calcium ion binding. NCBI's taxonomy places the organism in Eukaryota, Viridiplantae, Streptophyta, Magnoliopsida, Lamiales, Phrymaceae.
AUGGAGCGACUGCGCGCGAUAGCAGAUGCCCAUUACAGGGCGAGCCCGCCGGCGGCGUACGAAUUCUUCAAAACCCUAGACAGCGACGGUGACGGGAGGGUCAGCAUCAACGAGUUCUUGUCGUUGAUGAAGGAGCAGGGCCACGUGAGCCUGGCGAACCCUUACUUCUUCAGGGAGCUCGACAGCAACAGCAAUGGCAGCCUGGAUUUCUGGGAAGUGCUGACGCUUUACUACAUCGUCAAGAGUGGUCGGCCGGUGUGCGACUGCUGCGGGAUCCUCGUACACGGGAUUUUCUUCUCGUGCGUGGAGUGCUUCGACAGCCCCGCGGGUGUCUAUAGCGCCGACUUACACUUAAUUAAUUUAGGAUAA